Molecule: messenger RNA, 441 nt
Organism: Aspergillus aculeatinus CBS 121060
Lineage: Eukaryota; Fungi; Ascomycota; Eurotiomycetes; Eurotiales; Aspergillaceae
Product: GFA family protein
Exons: 2
Coding region: 1-441 (146 amino acids)
Molecular function (GO): carbon-sulfur lyase activity
Source: RefSeq, a predicted model, not a curated record
AUGGCCACCACUACCCCACUCACCGGGGGCUGCUUAUGCCAGAAGAUCACCUACCGUGUGGAUCUUCCCCCCACCGAACCCGCCCCCAAGAUCAUCCUCUGCCACUGCACCAGCUGCAAGCGCUACACCGGCUCCGCCUUCUCCUCCAACCUCAUCGUCCCCGCGGCCGCCCUGGUCUUCACCACCGGCACCCCCAAGCUGUACCUCGGCCACAGCGACCGCGGACCCCCCGUGCGCCGGCAAUUCUGCGCGGACUGCGGCACCCCCUUCACCUCGCAGCCGGGAGACAACGAGGAGAUCAUCAUCCUCAAGACGGGGACGUUGGACGAGGCGAGUCGCGUGCGCUGCGGGGAGGUGGGACUGGCGAUCUGGGGGCGGAGUAAGGACGCGUGGCUGGACCAGAUUGGCCGUGUGCGGUGCUUGGAGACGAGUAUGGGGUAG